CUCAAUAAUAAUAUGUCGCUUUUCGAAAAUCACUAAACAAUAGGUUUGCUGCACACAAGGAAAAUUAAUGAAUGAAUAAAACCGUGAGAAAAUAAUAGUUCCAGGAAGUUUAUUACAUUAAUUUCAUUUUAAUGUGUGUGAAAAUACUGCUAGAUCCUAGAUGUUUCUCUUGAGUGAAAUUAAAAGAUAAAUUCAGAGCAUCCUAUUCAACGAAUGGCGGGUUUAGAAGAGAUGACGUCAUUGCUGGACCAGUCUCAGAAUGAAAUUUUCUUUCGUCUGCUGCCGCUGAUCGUGUUUAUGGCCGUCGUCUGUGUAAUGGGGAUAAUUGGCAACAUAUUGACCAUCAUAUUUUACGCUUCCAGCUCUAGACGUUCGACGUCCACCAUACAGAUAGCAUGUCUUGCUACAGUGGACUUGAUGGUUUGUGUGAUGAUAAUUCCCAACAUCAUAGAAAUGGCCGUCAAUGUGAAAUAUAACAUAAGCUUUUUAUGCAAGCUUACACACUUUUUCGGUUUGUGGACAAUCGCGAGUUCAUGUUUCAUUUUAUGGGUCAUUGCAUUAGACAGAUACAGGAAAAUAUGUAAACCGUUUGCAAAACAAAUGACCGUGAAAACGACUGAAUACGCUGUUACUGCAAUAGUCAUCGGUUCAUUUGUGCUGUCUGUCCGAAAUUUUGUCAAUUUUACCGCUAUAGAUGUGAAUGUAGCCGUAUCCAAUAGCAACGAGACAGUUAAAGGCCGCUUCUGUACAACAAGGGACGAUGCUGGCUAUAAAAUUAGCGUUACUGUGUUUUAUGCCAUUGAUUUCUUAUUUGUGUUAGUGUGUUUAGGAACCAUUUUAAUUACAUACUCGUGUAUCAUUUGUACUCUAUUACGAUUGAAGCGUACUAAGAAACGUUCCAAACAACAAGCGCACGUUGGCAUAAGCUCGCGUGCAAAAGCAAGCAUCAGAGAGGAGUCCGACGGUAGCCUCGAAAUGUCGAAUUUCCAAAGUCAGACUAAUGCAUCGACUAGUAAGACAAACAAUAAUCUCAGUUUUGAUGACACAGCCAGCUCAUCGGCAGAUUUCAGCCAAUCACGAACCACACAAGCAAUCGGCAAUGGCGGUAUGCUUUCACCUAUAAGUCUUCGGCGAACUCUCCAUAAAAUGAACUUCCGAAAACGGAAGCGACGCCAUAAAAUCGGCGCACGCAGCGCUUCGGAAAGAAAUCUAACGUUCAUGAUGUUAACUGUCUCGCUUCUCUUUGUCCUGUGUUUCUUUCCAUAUUUUGUGGUAAAAAUAAUAAUGAGACUCGUGCUGAAAUCAGGAGAAGAAUUCGAACUGAAUGUUGGCAUUCAGUUUGCUCUUAGACUCGUUUAUCUGAACAGUGUUUUCAAUCCAGUCGUUUACUGCUUCUUUAAUCCACAAUUUAGAAGUUAUAUUAAAGGUAUUUUGUUGAAAUGUCUCAGAUGUCAAGUGAUGAAAAAAUAACAAUUUGCUGCUGUUGGCGGUUUAAACACUCCUCAACCUUUGUUCAUUGUGAUUAAACUUGACUUUUUCACCUUUGAACAAGUAAAAAUGGUUUUAUGUUUGUUCGUACAUGAUGGGACAAGAGAUCUCCGAUUAUAAGAUCGAAAUAUCAUAUAUUCACCGAGAAGUAUCUCUAAGAGUGACGUAGUUAUGAGUGAAAAUGCAAGAUCUGCUGUUCACGAGUCAAACAUAUUUGAUCAUAAAAGUAAAUCAAACAAAUUUUCUUUUUA
This is a messenger RNA of Mercenaria mercenaria, 1739 nucleotides long. Its product is annotated as cholecystokinin receptor type A-like. Gene Ontology annotation, cellular component: membrane. Gene Ontology annotation, biological process: neuropeptide signaling pathway. Lineage: Eukaryota; Metazoa; Mollusca; Bivalvia; Venerida; Veneridae. The record is from RefSeq and is a predicted model, not a curated record. Gene Ontology annotation, molecular function: G protein-coupled peptide receptor activity. The transcript has 2 exons. Bases 214 to 1470 code for a protein of 418 amino acids.